Pistacia vera is the source of this 396-nucleotide messenger RNA. RefSeq lists its product as uncharacterized. NCBI's taxonomy places the organism in Eukaryota, Viridiplantae, Streptophyta, Magnoliopsida, Sapindales, Anacardiaceae. The record is from RefSeq and is a predicted model, not a curated record. The coding region runs from base 1 to 396 and encodes 131 amino acids. The transcript has a single exon.
AUGACUCCCUUCAAAGCCCUAUAUGGAAGGGAUCCACCCACUCUCCUCAAAUUUAUAGAUUACCCUUCCUCUAUGGAAGAAGUCAACCAACAAAUGGCUGCACGAAAUUCAAUAUUGGAUGAGUUGAAGCAUAACUUGGCUGUUGCUCAAGAACAGAUGAAGGAAGCAGCUGACCUAGGUCGUCGGGAUGUUAGUUUUCAACCGGGAGACCAGGAGUAUUUGAAGCUCCAACCGUAUCAUUUCAAGUCCUUGGCCAAAAAACUGAAAGAAAAGCUAAGACCUAGGUUUUAUGGUCGCUUUCCCAUAAUAGAGAAGAUUGGGCAGGUUGCUUACAGGUUGGAGCUGCCGUCUACGGCAAAAAUUCAUCCAGUCUUUCACAUCUCUCAGCUUAAAUGA